This is a messenger RNA of Phascolarctos cinereus (koala), 1401 nucleotides long. RefSeq names its product proteasome 26S subunit, non-ATPase 6 (gene PSMD6). Gene Ontology annotation, cellular component: proteasome regulatory particle. Gene Ontology annotation, biological process: proteasome-mediated ubiquitin-dependent protein catabolic process. Lineage: Eukaryota; Metazoa; Chordata; Mammalia; Diprotodontia; Phascolarctidae. Gene Ontology annotation, molecular function: protein binding. The record is from RefSeq and is a predicted model, not a curated record.
GCCGCCGCCGCCGCCGCCGCCGCCGCCGCCGCGCUGGUUGUUGUGGUUGUCGUGCCCGGAGCCGCCGCCGCGAUGCCGCUGGAGAACCUGGAGGAGGAGGGCCUGCCGAAGAACCCGGACCUGCGCAUCGCGCAGCUGCGCUUCCUGCUCAGCCUGCCCGAGCACCGCGGGGACGCCGCCGUGCGCGACGAGCUCAUGGCGGCCGUGCGCGACAACAAUAUGGCCCCGUAUUAUGAAGCCUUAUGUAAGUCUCUUGACUGGCAGAUGGAUGCAGAACUGUUAAAUAAAAUGAAGAAGGCGAAUGAAGAAGAGUUGAAACGUUUGGAUGAUGAACUAGAAGAUGCAGAAAAAAAUUUGGGAGAGAGUGAAAUCCGAGAUGCAAUGAUGGCCAAGGCUGAGUAUUUGUGUCGCGUUGGGGAUAAGGAAGGAGCUCUGACUGCCUUUCGGAAGACGUAUGACAAGACUGUGGCUCUGGGUCACCGACUGGAUAUUGUAUUCUAUCUCCUAAGGAUUGGAUUAUUUUAUAUGGAUAAUGAUCUCAUCACACGCAACACUGAGAAGGCUAAAAGCCUGAUAGAAGAAGGAGGUGACUGGGACAGGAGAAAUCGCCUAAAGGUGUAUCAAGGUCUUUAUUGUGUAGCUAUUAGAGAUUUUAAGCAGGCAGCUGAACUCUUCCUUGACACUGUUUCAACAUUUACAUCCUAUGAACUGAUGGAUUACAAAACAUUUGUAACGUACACUGUCUACGUCAGUAUGAUUGCUUUAGAAAGACCUGAUCUCAGGGAAAAGGUCAUUAAAGGAGCAGAAAUUCUGGAAGUCUUGCACAGCCUGCCCACAGUUCGACAGUACCUCUUUUCACUAUAUGAAUGUCGGUAUUCAGUUUUCUUCCAGUCACUGGCGGUUGUCGAGCAGGAGAUGAAGAAGGACUGGCUCUUUGCUCCUCAUUAUCGAUACUAUGUCCGAGAGAUGCGAAUCCAUGCAUACAGCCAGCUCUUGGAGUCGUACAGGUCGUUGACACUUGGCUACAUGGCGGAAGCUUUUGGAGUUGGUGUGGAGUUCAUAGAUCAGGAACUUUCCAGAUUUAUUGCAGCGGGGAGACUACACUGCAAAAUAGAUAAAGUGAACGAAAUUGUGGAAACCAACAGACCAGACAGCAAGAACUGGCAGUACCAAGAAACGAUCAAGAAGGGAGACCUGCUGCUGAACCGAGUUCAGAAACUGUCCCGGGUGAUUAACAUGUGAGGCUGCAGCAAAGUGCAGGACAGGCAAGGGGGUGGGGGACACCUUCUGACGAUCUUGCUGGAAAUGAAGGGGCCCUUCUGUGAGAAGUACUUGGGAAUUUUAUAGUCCACUUCAUUGUGUCAACAAAUAAAAAUGAUAAGUUUUUGGUUUCAGUAUUUA